Molecule: messenger RNA, 2967 nt
Organism: Cyprinodon variegatus (sheepshead minnow)
Lineage: Eukaryota; Metazoa; Chordata; Actinopteri; Cyprinodontiformes; Cyprinodontidae
Product: zinc finger protein 883-like
Exons: 2
Coding region: 1100-2920 (606 amino acids)
Biological process (GO): negative regulation of transcription by RNA polymerase II; regulation of immune system process; regulation of cytokine production
Source: RefSeq, a predicted model, not a curated record
CCUAGAGCAAAACACGGGGAUGGCUGUUUCCUCAUGUGGUGAUGCUGUUGUCAGUGAGCUAAUGGCAGAAUACACUCCUAGAUCUACUGAAAGGUAAGACGCCACCAUGGCAGCCUUUGCUCGUCAAUAUGACAACGAUUCUCACCUAAAGCUGCUGUGUCCUUCCUUGAGAAGAAUGGGUUGAAUGACCAAACUUAUCCUGAUCUGAACCCUUGAGGGGAUUUCUGAAGAGACAAGUAAGCAGCAAUCUCCACCCAGCUUCCAGGCUCUAAAAGUAGCUGAACUUGAAGAAGAGACAAAGUUAGUUGUUGUGGAGUGUUUCCAGCUUGUUCUUUCCAUGCCUGGAAUUUUGUAUUUUACUAUCCAUGUUUCAUUAUUAACCAUGAUUUCCUGGUAGGAGUUAGGCGUAGUUUCUCCCUUUUUGGUUUUGUGUUUAUUAAUAAAAUGAUAAAAAAAAUGUUAAUUUUCAAUGGGGUUGGCAUACUGAUUUAUGCUGAGCUCUGUAUUUACAGGUUGUCAGAAUACAGCAGUUUCAUCAUAACGUAUAGCAACAUGAAAUAAUAACAGUUAUACUCCAACAAUACAGGGUGACAAAACCAGUAAAUACUUUAAAUGAAAAGGGAUCCUGGUUUAUUGAUUUUUACAGAACGUUUAACACCAGCUCCACUGUUUUAGACUCUUCCAACAUUUAAUGCAGCCUCCUCUUCAGAUCCAUCUUUGUUGUCUUUAAACCAAAUUUCUAUUAUUUCACGUCUGAGUUCCUCAUUCAUAAAUGUUGGAUAAAAUUUGAAAAAAAAUCUAGAAGCAUUUUCCAAAGCUCUUACUUAUUUGAGCAACGUUUUGAUUCAGGCAACUUUGCAGCUACCAAAGCUGAACACACAUAUGUCUUUGCCACUGGUUAAUCUGAUUGUUUCCCUGUUUCUGUAUGCAGUUGUGUCAACAGGCAGCCUAAGCAGUGGGUUCCCCGGUAGAGAAGAGAUACCGAGAACAAGACUCAGAACCUUCAUGGAGUUAUUAGACAGGCAGUUUUUCUUUAGGUCUUUCUGAUUCAGCUGGUUCUCAGUGGAGAGUGAAUGGGAACUCUUUUGUCAACCCCAGUAUGCCCAAUGACAUCAACAUGAAAGAGGAACUAGAGGAACUAGAACUACAGGAGACAAGUGUAACCAAAGAGGAACCAGAACGACACAAACAAGAACAGGGCUCUGUGGGGAUUCCUGAAUAUUUGGAAAUACUCGACAAUGUUCCAGAACUGCAGCAGAUGAUGGAGACAAAGGAGGAAUCAGAACCUUCACGGAUUAAAGAAGAACCGGAAGAAUCAGAACCUCUACAGAUUAAGGAGGAACACAAGGAUUUCUUCUUUAAUGACGAGCAGGUCAUAGUGAAGGAAGAGACUGACUCCUUCGUAUUAACCCUAACUGCUGAUCAAAAGCACAACGGCGACCUAGAACUAAACGGUUACCAACACCUCUCUGCAGCCUCUUCUGAAGUCCAGAACCAACAUGAACAAGGCAGAAACCAGAGAGACUCAAGGUCCAUGGAAAGGCUUAAACCAUACAAGAGGCAUCAGAAGUCUAAGAACCCUAGUGACUGUUUGGACAAAAAGCCUAAAAGAAGGAAAACGAAAAUAUGCUCCUGUGAAGUGUGUGGUAAAUGUUUUAAACAGCACAGGUACCUGAAUGCACACAUGAUGACGCACACAGCUGAGAAGCCUUUCUCUUGUCCCACUUGUGGAAAAAGUUUCCGCAGGCAGCCUGAGCUGACUCAGCACAUGCGGACUCACACAGGAGAGAAGCCGUUCCGCUGCCCGAUUUGCGGUAAAGGUUUUAUCCAGAAAACCACCUUAAAUUAUCACAUGAGAACACACACGGGCGAGAAGCCGUACGGUUGUGGGUUUUGUGGUAAAUCUUUCAUUCAGAGAAGUGAUUUGACCUGCCACCUUCGGAUUCACACAGAUGAGAAACCAUACUGCUGUGAGUUGUGCAGCAAAUCUUUCAGACACAGCAGUGAUUUGACUCGCCACAGGAGAACACACACAACUGGGAAGCCUUUCUCCUGUCCCACUUGUGGACGCGCCUUCAGCAAACAGUGUAAACUGAGCCGUCAUGAGAGAAUCCAUGAUAGUGAGAAGACUUAUUCUUGCGAGUCUUGCGAUAAAUCAUUCAGGCGGCGUUCUGAUUACGAACGUCACCUGAGAACGCACACAGGUGAGAAGCCUUUUGAUUGUGAGUUGUGUGAGAAAUCUUUCAGACAAAGGGGUGAUUUGACACGUCACAUGAGAACCCACACAGGUGAAAAGACAUCUGUGUGUAAAGUUUGUGGUAAAAGUUUCAGUAAUUCCAGUAGUAUGCUCAGACAUAUGAGAACGCACACCGGGGAGAAGCCUUAUAUCUGCAAAGUGUGUGGGAAGCUUUUUGGAUUCGGUGGUCAUUUGACCGUUCACUUGAGGACGCAUACUGGUGAGAAACCAUGUUCCUGUAAGGUUUGUGGUAGAUCUUUUAGUGACAGCAGCAGCAUGGCCAGACAUAUGAGGACCCACACGGGGGAGAAGACAUAUCCCUGUGAACUGUGUGAGAAAUCUUUCAGGCAGAGUUGGGAUUUGGCUCGUCAUCGUAGAACUCACACAGGUGAGAAACCCUUCCAAUGUCUGGCGUGUGGGAAAGGUUUUGUCCAGAAAACAACUCUGAGUUAUCAUAUGAGAACCCACACUGGAGAGAAACCUUUUCCUUGUGAAAUAUGUGAUAAAUCUUUCCGACAGAGGAACGAUCUGACGCGUCACAUGAGAACCCACACUGGUGAGAAACCGUAUCGUUGUGAAAUGUGUGAUAAAUCUUUUAGGCAGAGUAAUGAGUUAACCCGUCAUGUUAAAACUCACACAGGCGAGGAUCUAAGUUGUUCGGCCAGUCUUUCAGAGGAAGUUUGACUAAUAUGUGAAGAAUUGAUCCCAGUGAGGUUCUGGAACAAUAUUGU